AUGGUCACCCCCUAUGUAUCGGACGAAGACGGACUGACGCAGCCAUUCGACGCGAUGGCAUCUGCUGGGGUCAACGAAAAGCCACGGACCAUAGUCCUGCCGGUCGACGGCAGCGAGCAUAGUGAGCGCGCCUUCCGCUGGUACAUGAAUAAUGUGAAGCGGCCCAACGACAAUGUGAAGUUUAUCAACAUCAUUGAACCCGUCUACACAAGUCCCGGUUUCGGAGCAGCACUGGAAUUGCCGCCUUUGCCAGAUGUCUCUCGAGUUAUGACGGAGACUGUGGAGACAGGGAAAAAGCUGUGCCAAGAGAAGAUGCACCAAGCUAAGGCGUGCAACAUUAAUUCUCAGGCAUUUUUGCAUGUUGACAGCCGUCCAGGUCCUGCCAUUGUGAAGGCAGUGCAGGACUACAAUGCAGACCUGGUGGUCAUGGGAAAUCGAGGCAUCGGGACCGUUCGUCGUACUUUCUUAGGCAGUGUCAGUGACUAUGUUCUUCACCAUUCACAUGCACCCGUUGUUAUUGUACCCCCUAAUGCAACAGAAGCCAAAUAA
Molecule: messenger RNA, 549 nt
Organism: Opisthorchis viverrini
Lineage: Eukaryota; Metazoa; Platyhelminthes; Trematoda; Opisthorchiida; Opisthorchiidae
Exons: 1
Coding region: 1-549 (182 amino acids)
Source: RefSeq, a predicted model, not a curated record